Messenger RNA from Polyodon spathula (Mississippi paddlefish), 4400 nucleotides. Its product is annotated as ankyrin repeat and BTB/POZ domain-containing protein BTBD11-B-like. Bases 330 to 3392 code for a protein of 1020 amino acids. Lineage: Eukaryota; Metazoa; Chordata; Actinopteri; Acipenseriformes; Polyodontidae. Gene Ontology annotation, cellular component: nucleosome. The transcript is spliced from 18 exons. The record is from RefSeq and is a predicted model, not a curated record. Gene Ontology annotation, molecular function: protein heterodimerization activity; structural constituent of chromatin; DNA binding.
UGCUGGCGGAUGGGAAUUAACUUGUUUCACCGAAUUGGCUCACAGGGGCAGACACUGCACAGCUGCCUGGCACCGCCUCGCCUGUGAGCCGCACUGCUGCAGUGAGCUGUAACGUACUUUGAAACUUUAAAGCACACUCGCACUGUCAGACUGAAGCAACACCCACAGGGUCGUUUGAAGGACUGUUUGGAUCGAAAGAUACCUCGGAAAGCAUUAAUACGUUCUCUGUAAGUCACUCCACUUUCUCAUGGUCAACAUGGUCAUUUCUACUUGGUGAUAUUUAAUCAGCAAAACAAGAAGAAGUUUCCAGCUAGUUCAGUGUCUGGGUUAUGGCUGGAAUUUGCAAGUCUCAGGGUUCGGGAUUCCUAACAGAUAUGUCAUCCAAGCACAAGUCCCUGGGUAAGAACUUUAAGGAUCUAACUCUGGACUCGGGCUAUGGAGGGUUGGCAGGGUCUUGCAGGUCCUCUGUCCUGUCCCUGUCCCCCACCAGCCUGGACCCUCCCACCUGUCAAGGUGGCAGCUUGUGGACCAUCCCAGGAGACAUGAGCUUCGGCCGCGACAGCAGCAGCAGCAACAACGGCUGCCACAAGUGCCGGUCCGAGGAUCCCGAGGGCCUGGAGGGGCUGGAUCUGUGCCCCAAGCUGCCGCCUCUGGACUAUGUGCCCUGGAGCGAGGAGGAGAUGAUGAGCGUGAUGAGGAAGUGCCAGCCGAGUUCCUCGACCAAGGAGGGUGUCUCUUCUCCCUGCGCCACCGCAGGCCUCCUCCGCCAGCUCUCCACCUGCCUGGGCCGAGCCCUACUUCGAAUCGCCAGGGAAGCCCAGCGUCUGAGCCUCCUGUGCGCCAAGUGCACCAAGCUGGAGGUCCAGAGCGCGGCCAAGCUCAUCCUGUCCUGGACGCUGUCAGAGGCCUGCAUGGCCGCCGCGGUGCGGGCGCUGUCCCUCUACAACAUGAGCGCUGUGGAGCCGUUCUCCACGGGGCAGAGUGCCCUGUGUGGGCUGCAGUUCUCGGUGGGGCGCGUGUUCCGCUGGCUGGUGGACAGCAAGGCGGCUCCCCGGAUACACGAGCACGCUGCGAUCUACCUGGCGGCCGCUCUGGAGAGCCUGCUGGAGGAGGUGUGGGGCCGGCUGCUCUCUGCUCAGUCUGGAGGGAGCCUGGAUGAGAAAGCCCUGGAGCACGUUCUCAACAAUGACGCAGAGCUGUGGGGGCUCUUCCAGCCCUACCAACAUCUAUCCUGCGGGAAGAAUGCUUAUGGCGUUCCCUCCCUGCCCUCCUACCUGAGUAUCCACACGCUGGGCCAGCCCGGCUCCCGGGCCCUCUUCAGACCUGCGGAGCUGCAGAACCUCCUCACCACGUCCGUGGGCAGCGUGGCAGAGCUCAGCUCCCUGGUCAUCAACGCCAUGUUCUUCCUGCAGCAGCUGGGAGCUCGGAGUGGCAGUGGGGGGGCCUUCCAGCUGCACUUCAAGCAGGGGCCCGUGUCGUGGGAGCCCGAGGCCCUGCACGUGCUCUACUAUUACACACACUGCCAGCAGAUGGAGUGGGAGAACCCCAACACAGAACCACCCAGGGUCAAGCUCUGCAGCGACAGGCCCUACGUGUCCCUGCCCCCCAUGGCGGAGUGGAUCCGUGUCUGCGUGGCUCAUGCCGAGCACCGGCACAGCCUGACCAUCGACAGCAACGACGUCCAGCAAGCAGCCAGACUGCUGCUGCCUGGAGUGGACUGUGAGCCGCGGCAGCUCAGGGUGGAGUGCAGUCUCUACGCCUCCAAGCGUCUUGAAGCCCAAUCGGCAGAGCAGAAGCUGAGGUGGAACCUGGCCUUCCGCAUGCUGAGCUGUGGCCGCACUGACCUGGUGCAGCCAGCGGAGGCGCUGCUGGGGCCAGAGGGGAUCAACUCCCUGAACGAGCAGGGCCUGUCCCCUCUCAUGUAUGCCUGUGCCGCUGGGGACGAAGCCAUGGUCCAGGUGCUGCUGGAAGCCGGAGCGGAUAUUGAUGUUCAGGUCCCCAGUAACCUACAGAGGGCUCCCUCGGCUCACCCCGAGAUGAGGCACAGGACUGCACUCGCGUUCGCCGUUGUGUUUGGGCACAUCUCUGUGGUUCAGUUGCUUUUAGAAGCUGGUGCCGAUGUGGACGGAUGUGUCACCGAUGGAGUGACGUCGGAAUCUCCUUUACAGCUUGCAGCAGCAGCGGGUCACUUGGAACUGGUCUCCCUGCUGCUGGAGCACGGCGCGGACCCCCUGUGCGGCGCGGACUGUGAGGGAGGGGUGGGGGCGUCCAUACAUGGGACCACCAAUGCAUUCAGCCUGGCUGCAGCGCACGGGUACAGAAACGUGCUGCAGAAGCUGCUGUCCCAGCCGGCGAGUCGCAGCAGUGAGAUCCUGUCCCUGGAGGAUAUGCUAGCAGAGGGUGGGGGGCUCUCUGCCCCAGCCAGGCCCAGCCACAGAGUGAAGGCACGCAGGAGAGUGCUGCAGGAGGCCGUGUACCAGAGUGUGGAGCACGGCUUUCUGGACAUCACCCUGGAGCUGCACAGACAAGAAGCCGUGCCGUGGACCCUGCACACGUGGCUGGAGUCUCUGCGCAGCUCCUUCUCUCAGCGCCGCUGGGACGUGACCCAGUGCCUGCUGGGAGAGUUCGGUGAGCUCAGGGAGGUGUUCAGCCAGGAGAUGGUGUCUCAAGGACUGCCGAUCCUCUUCAAGAUCCUCCACAACAGCAAGAUUGAAUCCACGUUCCAGCAGCUGGCAGCGAUCUUCAGCCGGUGCUACGGGCCGUACCCCAUCCCUGCUGUGCCCGACACUGGCCUGCAGCAGCAACUCCACCUGGAUCCCUUGUUCCUGAACAAUAAGGAUAUGUCAGACAUCACCUUCCUGGUGGAAGGGAAGCCCUACUGUGCGCACAAGGAGCUGCUCAUGGCUGUGUCCUCGAGGUUUCGGAGUCUCAUUUCUGUGGCUUCCUCCCAGUCUACGAGCCAGAUUGAGGUGCGGGACGUGACAUACACCGGCUUUCAGGUGGUGAUGCAGUAUAUCUAUAAUGGAGGUGUUGAAGGGACACACAUCAGCAAGCACCAAGUUCUUGACGUUCUCCAAGCAGCCAGUUUCUUUCGAUUGAAGGCCCUGAAACGACACUGUGAGAUUCUCUGCACCAAACACAUCUACCCAGCUGAGAUUGUCUCAGUAUACCGGCACGCCAAGCUGUACAAGGCCUCCAAGCUGAAGGUGUUCUGCGAGGGAUACUUUCUGAAAAACAUGCCUGCCCUGCUGGAAGUGAGCUCCUUCCGGCACCUCCUGCUGGGCGUGGAUGGUACUGCAGGGGACGAGAGCCUGUCUCACGACCUCCUCCAGACCCUAGCCUCCAGAAUGCAUGCAAUCUACCACCCGUCCUACAAGGAGACGAUCGUGUAGCAUAGACGGGGCGGCUGUGUGAAACCGUGCACAGAGCCGAAGCCAGUCCCUGACUGCCCUGGCAGAACUGUGUGUGCGUGUGCGUGCGUGUGUGCGUGCGUGCGUGUGUGACAUGCUUCAUUUCAAUAUGUUUUUCAGGGAUGCUACAACGACUCAGAUUACAAUUACUGCACAUUUACUGAGGCACUAAAAUGUUUGCUUUGCACUAAAGAGACCACAUUGCGACCUCUAGGGCUUUUCACUUCAGGGGUGUUUUCAAAAAGUGGGAAAUGAUUCAGCCAGAAAUCCCUGCUUCAGGCUGCAGCACGCUGACUGUGGAACAGCCUCCUCACCUGAGCCUCUUUGGGGCCGUGUGGGAGUCACACACAUCACAUUUCUUACAGAGGGACCUGAGGUCUGCUUUUAAACAUUCAGGCAGGCUGCAUUUGAUUUAUGCCCUGCAAAAAAUGGUAUGCUGAAUUUUCUGGAACUACGACCAUUGGUCAUGUUCUAUCCAGAAGAAGUAUGACAGCUAUCAUGUUUGUAUUGUUUUUACAAGGGGGAAAUAAAUGUAUGCAAACCGAUGUCUGAUACAUAGAUAAACAGACAGACAGACAGAAGGCUGUUUCUCUGUGUUACAGUAUUACUUUCCCAAAUGGUUAAACACUGCCUGGUACAUAUACAGUAAGUAAAAGCCCUGCAAGUUACAGUUCUAAUGUAGUUCUUUUUGUUGUAUGUAAUAAUUAGGCAGCGUUGUUCUCGCCAUUAAUUUAUCAUUUUGUUUAUUGUUUCUAUAAUAGUUUUUUCAACUGAGCCACCUUUUAAAGUGUUUGGUACUAAUUGUUAAAAUUCCUAAGAGUUGUGCAAUAUUGUACAUAGUUUUUUUUUGUCUGUUCUAUGCAGUUUCUCCUUUUUAAUUUAAUUUAAUUUAAUUUAAUUGUUUUUUUUUUUGUAUGUUUUGUACAUAUUUGUAAAGCUGACAGAUUAGAGACAGAUGAUUAAACAUGCUGCUGUGGCUGCUUGUUGAUA